Gymnogyps californianus (California condor) is the source of this 1773-nucleotide messenger RNA. Its product is annotated as vitamin D3 hydroxylase-associated protein-like. Gene Ontology annotation, biological process: fatty acid catabolic process. Lineage: Eukaryota; Metazoa; Chordata; Aves; Accipitriformes; Cathartidae. The record is from RefSeq and is a predicted model, not a curated record. Gene Ontology annotation, molecular function: amidase activity; fatty acid amide hydrolase activity.
GAAGGCCACGUUAUGAUCCAGCAACAGCUGAGACAGCUCCUGCCAGAGUGGGAGAUAGAUCCUUCUACUGCCCUCGUCCUGCUGUGCAGCUCAGCAGCAGCCGUGGUGGUCUGGAAAUGGCUGGGCAAAAGGCAGAUCCAGAAGAAAAUGGAAGAGGCUCUGAGGACCCAGGAUGAGGGUGUGAAGAAAAUGGCAAAGGCUGUCCAGCAGUUCAGGGAGCAGGUCCCCAGUGUCCAGACAGAUGCCAUCCUGUCCCUGCCCCUGCUGGAACUUACUGGGAGACUGCGGGAGGGGUCUCUGUCCCCCAAGACUGUCCUCUACACCUACUUAGAGAAGGCCCUGGAAGUGACCCAGCAGACAAACUGCUUGCGACAUUUUAUCCCAGAAUGUGAGGAGCAGCUCCAGGAAAUACAACAGCAGAAGGAGAAAGGGCUGCUCUAUGGCAUCCCCGUCAGCAUCAAGGAUCACAUCGGCCACAAGGGGCAUCUGUCAACCUGUGGGCUUGUGCAAUGCCUGGGCACUCCGGUGCAGGAGGACAGCGUCCUCGUCAAGGUUUUGAAGAGACAAGGGGCCAUCCCAUUUGCAAUGACCAACGUGCCGCAAUCCCUCUUCAACUACGACUGCAGCAAUCCCAUCUUCGGCCAGACCUUGAACCCCUUAAACCUCCAGAAGAGCCGGGGCUCCUCGGGAGGGGAGGGAGCUCUGAUCGCAGGGGGAGGCUCCAUCCUGGGCAUCGGCUCGGACAUCGGUGGCAGCAUCCGCCUGCCAUCCAGCUUUUGCGGGCUGUGCGGGCUCAAACCCACGGCCGAAAGGCUCAGCCUGUCCGGAGUGAGUGUCCCAGUCAAUGGGAUCCUGGCAGUUCCUUGUGCACUGGGGCCGAUGGCGAGAGAUGUGGACAGCCUGGCCCUGUGCAUGAAGGCGCUGCUCUGUGAGGAGAUGUUCCGGCUGGACCCCACCGUGCCCCCCAUGCCCUUCGAUGAGGAGGUGUACUCCAGCUCUGCUCCCCUGCGGGUCGGGUACUACGACACGGAUGGCUACUUCCCGCUGCCCCCUUGCAUGCGGCGGGCGGUGCAGGAAACCAGGGGGGCUCUGCAGGCAGCCGGGCACCAGCUGGUGCCCUUUUCUCCACCUCGGAUUCAAUAUGUCAUGACUGAACUGUUUUUGAAGACGUUUUUUGCUGAUGGAGGCCGUGCUUGGUUGGACUUGUUCACAGGAGGUAUUGUAGAUCCAAGCUUGAAAUCACAGGUGAAUUGCUACAAGAUCCCAAGGCUGGGGAAGAAGCUGCUGGCUCUGAUUCUUAAACCUCUGUUUCCCCGCCUGGCUGCCUAUCUGAGCGCCUUGGGUGGAAUGAGGUCAUUGAAGGAGAUGUGGAAUCAUCACCACCAAAUAGAGGCGUACCGCACUGAGUUCAUCGCCCAGUGGAGGGAACUCCGGCUGGACGUUGUGCUGUGCCCUGUCCUGGGGCCUGCCUUCACCACAGGAUACCCCGGGAAACUCCUCACUGCCAUCUCCUCCACGAUGCUGUACAAUGUCUUGAACUUCCCCGCUGGGGUUGUACCCGUCAGCACAGUGACAGAAGCUGAUGAGGAAGAGCUGAAGUUUUACCGAGGGUGCUGUGAUGACCCCUGGGACCGGACGCUGAAACAGGCUGUGGCAGGAGCCGUGGGGCUGCCCGUGGCCGUGCAGUGCGUGGCCUUGCCGUGGCAGGAGGAGCUGUGCCUGCGGUUGAUGAAGGAGGUGGAGACCGUCAGCCGUGAGAAGAGAGCGGCAUAG